AAAAAAUCUUCAGUACAUUCAUUCCCCACUUCAAUCAACGAACAUUGUUUUAACUAAUUAAAUUAAACAAUUUGAAAAUGUUUAAAUUCACCGCAAUUGUUGUUUUGGCUUUGGCUAUUUGUGUAGUAGCGGAUCCUAUUCGCCAAAAGCCCUUGAGAAGACGAGUAUCAGCUCGCCAACAAGCACUUCCUACACCAGCACCAACUGGAUAUCCCGCAGCAGGUGUUACCCCUGAAAUUCCUUUCGAAUUGCCUACUGAAACUGAAAAACCUGAAAUUGUAACACAACAACCUGACGAAGUUUAUGGUCCACCAGAAGUUGAUGCCCAACAACCUGAUGAAGUUUAUGGCCCACCAGAAACUGAAACUCAACAACCCGACGAAGUUUACGGUCCACCAGAAGCUGAAGUACAACAACCUGAUGAGGUUUACGGUCCACCAGAAACUGAAACUCAACAACCCGAUGAAGUUUACGGUCCACCUGAAACUGACGCCACUCCCGAAAUUGUUGAAGUAGUUCCAGUAGAAGCUGAAGAGGAAACAGAAGCCGAAGAAGUUGCCGAAGAUUUAGAUGAAGUAGAUGAAGAAAUUGUUGUUGAUGAAAAUGGUGCUGUAAUUUCAGUUUCCAAUACAUUUGAAAAACCUGCUCGCUUGGUCUAUCAGCGUUUCCCACAAAGACGCCAACCCCCAACAGCGGUACCUGCUCGUUUGACAAAAGCCAAAGUUGUCAAGCCAGUAAAUUUCGUUUAUACAGCUAGAUUCCAAACCUUCCUAAAGAACUAAAUAAGUAUUUGUUAGUGUAAUUUUAAAUCAAAUUGUUUGUUUUUAUUAGUUUUACUUUUUAAUAAAUUUUUAACGA
Molecule: messenger RNA, 858 nt
Organism: Lucilia sericata (common green bottle fly)
Lineage: Eukaryota; Metazoa; Arthropoda; Insecta; Diptera; Calliphoridae
Product: fibrous sheath CABYR-binding protein-like
Exons: 1
Coding region: 78-782 (234 amino acids)
Source: RefSeq, a predicted model, not a curated record